GAAUCCAACGCCGCUCGUGAGCUCCUAGGUCCUGAUACACCUAGUGCUCCUGGUGCUGUUUAUCUUGAUAGAUGUUGUAGCACGAGUCUUUGUAGUGAGAACUGUUUUCAGUGCUAUUUCAGUGUAACGAACAUGAACACUGUCAAUCCCGAGCCUUUUAGUUUCGUGAUAAUACCUGUCGUGGAACUCGAUGCUGUAAAUAGCCGCUGGUAUCGAGAUAGAUAUUGGGAUGCGGCCGCAAAGACGGCCCCCGCGACGCUCGUUGCCCGCCCUAUUCCAGUUCAACUAUGUACACAACCGUGGGCUUGCCUCGACAACGUCCUUUACAUCAUGACAAUCAGGCUUCUGGUAGGCUCCGACUCAUUAGUGCCGGUCUCGUGACUAAUAAAUUCGUAAUCACACUAUACUCAUACUUCGAUCAUCGUCGAAGUUACGUCGACUUGAGCGACGUUUCCACCAAUGCUCAACCAUCCCUUCCCAUGCCGCGAAACCCCCAAGUCGAGCCGUCAUCGAGCAUGAUGCAGACCAACAACUACCAUCAAGAUCAACCAUAUCCCAUCCCAUACAUCGGCCUCGCCAGCCUAGCCCAAAACCGUUUCCCACCUGUUCCUCCGUUACAGUUGGCUGGAGGUGUGACGUGUACCUAUUCGAAAAUGGAGAAGGUCGACCUGUCGAAGAUACCGCUGCGGUCUAUCAACGUUUGCCGUAUAUGUGAAACACCUGGGCAGGGUACAUACAUAGCACAAGCCAAAGAUGCGUACGGUCAAGAGCCAUCAUUGAUCCCACCGUGGGGUGGGAAGACGAAGUUCUACUGCGAAUCGUUCCGGACUUCAGGGGCUUCCGCGUGUACCAACUUACGUUUCGAGUCUAGGGCCCUUCCCCAUAGACAAGAUCCGGGAGUUGCAUAAUACACCGCAUAGCCCCUUUCGUCUAUGGCGUUUCUAUUGAUGAAGCACGAAGUCUAAUUGUGUUCUCGCGCGAGAGAGGGAGC
Messenger RNA from Pseudomassariella vexata, 991 nucleotides. RefSeq lists its product as uncharacterized. The coding region runs from base 288 to 908 and encodes 206 amino acids. The record is from RefSeq and is a predicted model, not a curated record. Lineage: Eukaryota; Fungi; Ascomycota; Sordariomycetes; Amphisphaeriales; Pseudomassariaceae. The transcript has a single exon.